UUCCCAUACACAGGUGACCAUGGCCAGGGCCGUGGCGAUUGUGGGGGCAGGAGUCGCUGGUCUGGCCUCCAUCAAAUGCUGCCUGGAAGAGGGUCUGGAGCCCACCUGCUUCGAGAGGAGCGAUGAUCUUGGGGGCCUUUGGAGAUUCACCGAGCAUGUUGAAGAAGGCAGAGCAAGCCUCUACAAGUCUGUGGUAUCCAACAGCUGCAAGGAGAUGUCCUGCUACUCUGACUUCCCUUUCCCCGAGCACUACCCAAACUACGUGCCCAAUUCCUACUUCCUGGACUAUCUCAGAAUGUACGCAGACCACUUUGAUCUCCUACGGUGCAUCCGCUUUAAGACAAAAGUCUGCAGUGUAACCAAGAGUCCAGAUUUUUCUGUUACUGGCAAGUGGGAGGUGAUCACACAGCAGGAAGGGAAGCAAGAGUCGGCCACCUUUGAUGCUGUCAUGGUCUGCACUGGAUUUCUGACCAUACCGCAUCUGCCACUGGACUCCUUCCCAGGUAUAAAGAACUUUAAAGGUGAAUAUUUUCAUAGUCGACGAUAUAAACACCCUGACAUAUUUAAGGACAAGAGAGUUCUUGUGAUCGGGAUGGGAAACUCUGGCACUGACAUUGCCGUGGAGGCCAGUCAUGUGGCCAAAAAGGUCUAUCUCAGCACCACCGGUGGUGCCUGGGUCAUGAGCCGGGUCUUUGACUCAGGCUACCCGUGGGACAUGGUGUUCACGACGCGCUUCCAGAACCUCCUCAGAAACUCGCUCCCAACCUCACUGGUCACGAGACUGAUAGCAAGAAAGAUGAACAGCUGGUUCAACCAUGCCAACUAUGGGGUCAUCCCUAAAGACCGGACACAGCUGAGGGAGCCAGUACUCAACGAUGAGCUUCCUGGGCGCAUCAUCACAGGCAAAGUGCUCAUCCGACCCAGCAUCAGGGAAGUGAGGGCACACUCCGUCCUCUUCUGCGACAUGCCAGAGGAGGAGCCUGUGGACAUCAUUGUAUUGGCCACUGGCUACACCUUUGCUUUCCCCUUCCUGGAUGAGACUGUGGUAAAGGUGGAAGAGGGCCAGGCCUCCCUGUACAAGUAUAUCUUCCCAGCGCACCUGCCCAAGCCCACGUUGGCUGUCAUUGGCCUCAUCAAGCCUUUGGGCUCCAUGGUCCCCACCAUGGAGACUCAAGCACGCUGGGCUGUCCGCGUGCUCAAGGGUGUGAACAAGCUGCCACCAUCAGCUGUCAUGAUGGAGGAGGUGAGAGUAAGGAAACAGAACAAGCACACAGGGUUUGGCUUGCACUUCUGUCAAGCACUGCAAUCGGACUAUAUCCCUUACAUAGAUGAGCUCCUGGAUGCCAUUGGAGCCAAACCCAACCUGCUGGCCCUGCUGCUUACUGACCCGCGCCUGGCCUGGGCCCUCUUCUUUGGCCCCUUCACCCCCUACCAGUUCCGCCUGAUGGGGCCGGGGAAGUGGGCAGGUGCCAGGCAUGCCAUCCUGAGCCAGUGGGACAGGACGGUGAAGGUGACCAAAACCCGGGUGGUACAAGAGUCAACCUCAUCUGUGAUCAGCUUCCUUAAACUCAUUGGCUUCCUAGUGGUACUCAUGGCUGUAUUCCUGAUUUUCCUGUAAAACCCAAAAACUCAAAAAUUAGCUUAUGCAGAGGCACAGAGAGUAACCCAUUGGGCCUGGCUCCUCCACUGGAACAAAAUGUUCACAGAUAAAAACUCAAAUCUAAAGACUGAAGAGAGGUCAGAGUGAUUGUACAAUGGAGCAGACAUUGUCUUGCAUGUAACCAACCAAAGUUUGAUCUCCCCCAUCUCAUAGGGUCCUCCCACAACUUCCAGGAGUGAUCCCUAAAUACACACCUGGGAGUAAGUCCUGAGUAUCAUUAAGUGUGGGCCAAAAACAAAAACAA
Suncus etruscus (white-toothed pygmy shrew) is the source of this 1904-nucleotide messenger RNA. RefSeq names its product flavin containing dimethylaniline monoxygenase 1 (gene FMO1). The transcript is spliced from 8 exons. Bases 20 to 1618 code for a protein of 532 amino acids. The record is from RefSeq and is a predicted model, not a curated record. Gene Ontology annotation, molecular function: flavin adenine dinucleotide binding; N,N-dimethylaniline monooxygenase activity; NADP binding. Lineage: Eukaryota; Metazoa; Chordata; Mammalia; Eulipotyphla; Soricidae.